Ananas comosus (pineapple) is the source of this 1853-nucleotide messenger RNA. RefSeq lists its product as uncharacterized. The transcript is spliced from 11 exons. Lineage: Eukaryota; Viridiplantae; Streptophyta; Magnoliopsida; Poales; Bromeliaceae. Bases 155 to 1585 code for a protein of 476 amino acids. Gene Ontology annotation, biological process: intracellular transport. The record is from RefSeq and is a predicted model, not a curated record.
AGAACCCUAGCAGCAGCUGCAGCCGCAGCCUCACACUCCCCGCGAUGGAGAGGGGAGUUAAGCGCCCCGCCCUCUUCGAGCCCACCUCCACCACCACCUCCGCUCCCUCCUCCUCCUCCUCCGUACGCCCUCCUCCCUCUCCCCUCUCUCUCCAAUGUGCCUGAACCCUAAUCCAUCAUCUUUCAACUCCUGGUGCUGCGAAUCCGUGGAUCGCAAUCAGUUCCCACGAACACCGUUCAAGUGUUUCCUUUUCAAAGAUAUCCCAUUUAGAUGUCUCUUUAAUUUGCUGCGAACUCUUGUUUGCCAAGAUUCUGAAGCUGCUACUUUGGGCGGGGCCUUCCCAUCAGCCUCUGAUGGCAGGACCCGCGUUGGACGUCCCGCGGGCGGAGUCGGCUCGUCAUCAUGUGAGGGCUCUCAAUACCCAAUUCGCGAGGUCGUUUCCGUCGAUCUCUGGGUACAAUCGCAAUUGCAAAACCACCCAGAUGAGCUUUGGGAAGAUGGCGUCAAAGACUACUUAUCUCAUGCUUCGCAUAUCAUGGAGAAAUUCAAGGAUGUUGUUGAUUGGCUUAGGCAAAAUGCUGCAAAAUCAGGAAUUCCAUCAGUAUCAGGUUCACAUAGGGACCAGAAUAAUGUGGUAACUCCAUCGGAGAGUAAUAGAGUUACAUUUCGCCCAGACGUGAACAAUGGGCUGCCAAAACUAACUACACCACCUAGCUUUUCAGCUUCGCAGAACACAGAUUCACAGAAGCUGGUUCUGUUUUCUUCCAGUCAAACACCGGCUUCCAUUGGUUCAGCAAGUGAUCAGAAUAAAUUCCCAAAACUAACCACACCAGCUAGCUUUUCAGCUUUGCAGAAAACAGAUUUACAGAAGUCGGUUCUGUUUUCUACCAGUCAAACACUGGCUUCUGCUGGUUCACUAAGUGAUCAGAAGGUUGAGGACAAGAAACCUCCUUUACGGCUCGACGUAAAUAAUGGCUUUGCAAGACAGGCUAUACCUACUAUUUUUUCCUUUUCAAGUAUGCAGAGCUCGAGUUCACAAAGCUCAGUUCAAUUUUCAGAUAGUCAAGCACCACUUUUUCCUGGAAGUCAAAAUUCUACUGCUUUCUCAAAUGCUGAAGCUUCAGUGGAUGCAGAUGAAGAAACUGACAUGGAGCAGCCAAGCAGUCCUUCUGUAAAGAAAACUGAAGAGAAAGGGGUAUAUGUUGUUCAUGAGGCCAAAUGCAAGGUGUAUGUAAAGCCAGAUAAUCCAACUGAGAAGGGUUGGAAAGAUAUGGGCCUGGGUCACCUCUCCAUCAAAUGUAAAGAGGAUGUUAAGAAAGCAACUAGAGAGUCCAAGCCAACCAUUCUUAUCAGAAAUGAUGUUGGAAAAGCACUGCUUAAUGCUUUAUUAUAUCCUGGCAUAAAGAUGAAUAUACAGAAGAACACCAUUGCCUCAAUAUUUCAUACUUCGGGUGGUGGUCAACCGAGUGAAGGUGAACCUGGCAAUGCUACUGUUGUGGCUCGCACAUACUUACUGCGGUUAAAGAAUGAAGAAGAGACUACAAAGCUUGCGGCAGCAAUUAAAGAUAAUGCUCCAUCUGAUUAACGCACUUAGUUGAGGGGUUUUGCCAGAAAGGCUAUGAUUUUGGCCAAAAAAAAAGUUUAAUUCGUAAUCGAUGAUAAGUCUUGUAUUACAAUCCCCACACUAAAUGGCAGUCUGUUCUCGAGAAAUUUUGCUGGAAAAAAGACCAAAUUAUAGCACACUGAAAGAAUUUUUACAUUGUUUGUUGGUAAGGCCAUGCGUAAGAGGAAAUGGUUAAAUUCGAGCGGUUCUUGCAAUAAAAUAAGUUAAUGUCUUUCUCUUGCAGUUUUCA